This is a messenger RNA of Aureobasidium musti, 1128 nucleotides long. The record is from the annotation of a GenBank genome assembly. NCBI's taxonomy places the organism in Eukaryota, Fungi, Ascomycota, Dothideomycetes, Dothideales, Saccotheciaceae.
AUGGAAGGAACCGAACAGCCCCCUACCUGGCCUCCUCGCCCCACUGUGGAAGAUGAACCUGAGCUCGGCGAGCAAGUCAACCCUAACUCCGGAACUGGACGUGACAUGUCAGAUCUUCCCAACGACCCGGCUGCUCACAAUACCACUCCUACUUCCAGCACUCCUGUCAACAAUGAUGCCGAAACAACUCCAGAAAACCCCGCGGAGCCUAGGACUCCUGUCAAUGCCGCUCCCGCUGACCCUGCUGCCGACCGCGUGCAGAUCAUCCUGAAGGACCAGAGCGGCACUUCGAUGGCCUUUGGAGUAAAGUCAAGCACUCGCAUGGAGAAAGUGAUGAACGCCUAUGCCGACAGAUCAGGCCGCCCUGUGGGAACCCUGCGCUUCUACUACGAUGGAAACCGUGUCGUUCCCGAGGACACUGUUGCUACACUUGAGAUGGAGAACGAAGACAUCAUCGAGGUCAUGACAGAACAGAUUGGCGGCACCAGCGAGUCCGACGAUGCUUCUACCCGGGUCAACAAAUACGUUGCAAAACACCAAAUGGAAGACGGAUAUGACCACGAGAUCUCCUUUACUGUCAACGCCGUCGAGGUUGGAGACAAGCUAAUCAAGGAGAUGGAGUUCGUCGUUGUACCCGAUGUCAAAAUCAACGCCUUCAUGGACGCCUGGGCCAAGCGUGCCGGUUGCGCCGUGGAUGAAGUAGUCUUUCGCUUCAACGGAGACAAGGAAGGACACGGACUUCCCUUUGAAUCCGAAGAUGAGACUUUCGGGGACAUCUAUGUCAGCGCAUUUGCCGACGAGCCAACUAACCUCGUACGUCCCAGAGAAGAUGUCAACGCCGAAUCCAAGACCGCUAAGGACACAAUCAUCAUCACCGUCAAGUAUUUCGGCCAGGACGACAUUCCACGCGAGAUGCGCUGCAAGAUGACCAAGACGAUGUGUUUCGACAACUUCAUCAGUCUGUAUUCGAAGCGCUGGGACAUUGAUUCCUCUGCGCAGCAUUUGACCUUCAACGGAAAAACCGUGUUCCCAAGCGACACUCCAGUCUCAAUCGGCGCACAGGAUGGUGCCAUGCUAGACGUUGCAGAAGACUUCAACGUCUACGCCAUGGACCUUACUCUCGUUUGA